AAAAUUUUCAUUUUUAGAAUAGAAGACUGUGAAACUGACAAAAGUGCGGCGCCAUAUUGCGUGCUUGUGUUUGGUUACUGUUCUGGCGCGUGGUCAAGAACUAUUAUAUUUAAUUAAAUACCAUGUCUGAUAAUCAGGAGCAAAAACCUGAAGCCGGCCCAGGCGACGCGAAUUCCGAAUACAUCAAGCUUAAAGUUGUUGGAAAUGACAGCAAUGAAAUUCACUUUAGGGUAAAGAUGACCACUCAAAUGGGUAAAUUAAAAAAAUCGUACAGCGAUCGUGUGGGUGUUCCUAUGACAUCACUCAGGUUUUUAUUUGAUGGUAAAAGAAUUAAUGACGACGAAACACCAAAGCAGUUGGAAAUGGAAAAUGAUGAUGUUAUUGAAGUAUACCAAGAGCAAACAGGUGGUCGCUACUGAAGAAAUUUAUUCAGUUUCAAUAUCUUUUAAAGUGAAAGUGACUAUCGUAAAGAAAUGGACAAGUUUAUCAGUAUAUAUAUAUAUAUGUAUGUUAAAGAAACAUGUAAUUUGGUUUUUUACGUAACAUUUUGAUGUGCAGUUCUACAUUCCUGUAACGUGGCAAGUUUAAGGACCAUCAACAGUCAGUUUCAUACAAUGUAUAUGUUCAUCCAGCAAAAACAAAAACAAAAAAAAAAGAAACAGAACUGAAAAAGAAUCAUGCCUUAAAUACAGUGAGUUUUGUCUAUUAAUAACAUUUGGCAAUAUAUUUGCAUUCUAUGGAUUUCCAAAUUUAUAGAUUUAGAUCGCGGGAGUUUCCGAAAAUUUUAAUUUCAUUAUUGAAGCACGGUAAAUAUUAGAUAAUAUGAAUAUGAUUUAAACAAAAUUGUUGCGUUUAAGGUACGUCUAUAAUAAAAGAGAUAAUUGUAAUAUUUUCCCUUUGCCUUUUUUAUGUAAUUUUAAUAUUAACAAAAGUAUUUUCUACUUCAAAAGAUAUGCAUUACUGGUAUGCAAAAAAUUAAUUUUCAUGGAUAAAUUAUGAAGAAUUUAAUUCGAUGUAAGUAAUGUGGAUGUUUCUGAAGAACUUCUUAUUUUAGAUUUCGUUUUAUGUUAUCAUCAGUAAAUUAUAUACAACAAUGACAAAAAUUCAAAUCACUAUACAUAAUAAAAAUGACUGCUAUGCAGUUAUACUUUAUGUAUAAACUUUAGUAAAAGAGAUUCUCAUUUUUCAAAAACUGCUAUUUGAUUUAUAUUGAAGUUAAACAUUGGCCCAAAGACUUACAGAUUUAAAAAAAUUUUUCAUAUAUAUAAUUUGAAGCUAUAUGAUUCUAUACGGGCAUCCUCAUUACAAAAUACUUAUUCAUUGAUUUAACAGGACAAAAUUUUGACAAAUUGUAAUAAAAUUUAUUCUUGUACAGAUAAGUAAUAUAGUUUCUGUUUUCAUUAA
Bombus pyrosoma is the source of this 1404-nucleotide messenger RNA. Its product is annotated as small ubiquitin-related modifier-like. The record is from RefSeq and is a predicted model, not a curated record. The transcript is spliced from 5 exons. Gene Ontology annotation, molecular function: ubiquitin-like protein ligase binding; protein tag activity. Bases 123 to 419 code for a protein of 98 amino acids. Gene Ontology annotation, biological process: protein sumoylation. NCBI's taxonomy places the organism in Eukaryota, Metazoa, Arthropoda, Insecta, Hymenoptera, Apidae. Gene Ontology annotation, cellular component: PML body; nucleus.